Anisakis simplex (herring worm) is the source of this 729-nucleotide messenger RNA. NCBI's taxonomy places the organism in Eukaryota, Metazoa, Nematoda, Chromadorea, Rhabditida, Anisakidae. The record is from the annotation of a GenBank genome assembly.
GAUCUCUCGGCAUCCGUAAUGGGGAAACCGAAAUUGAAAAAGAAAGGCACUCCAUCAACUAGUCAGGUCUUUAAAUUUUCAGCGCUUCCGUUCAACACAGACAAAGGACAACAUAUACUGAAGAAUCCUGGUAUUGUUAAUGCAAUUAUUGAAAAGUCAGCUGUAAAACCCACCGACACAGUGCUUGAGAUUGGCCCAGGAACUGGAAAUUUAACCGUGAAAAUAUUGGAACAUGCCAAGAAGGUGGUGGCGUGUGAGAUUGACUCGCGUAUGAUUGCUGAACUGAAGAAACGGGUACUGGGAACACCAGCUCAGCACAAAUUAGAAAUACAGGCCGGCGAUGUGAUGAAAGCCGAUUGGCCAUUUUUUGAUGUUUGCAUCGCAAAUUUACCCUAUCAAAUCUCUUCGCCAUUCGUCUUCAAAUUGCUACUUCAUAGACCUUUACCCAGAUAUGCGGUGUUAAUGUUCCAAAAAGAAUUCGCCGACCGUCUGACCGCAAAACCAUGCGAUAAAGCCUAUUGUCGUCUUAGUGUUAAUGUUCAACUCCUUGCCAAGGUCGAGCAUUUGAUGCGAGUGAAACGAACGGAGUUCCGGCCUCCGCCAAAAGUGGAUUCAGCAGUUGUGCGUAUUGAACCACGUAAUCCACCUCCACCCAUCAAUUUUCAGGUGAUUUCUUAUUCUACAAAUUCUCGCAAUCUUAUAGUUAAUGGAAUUUAUUUAUUUAUUUAA